Molecule: messenger RNA, 312 nt
Organism: Guillardia theta CCMP2712
Lineage: Eukaryota; Cryptophyceae; Pyrenomonadales; Geminigeraceae
Exons: 1
Source: RefSeq, a predicted model, not a curated record
CGAGUUGAUGAGAAUGUGUACAUCGCGGGUCAAAUACAUGCAGAUUCGUUACAGAACAUCAAAGAUCUCGGAGUGAAGUCAGUUAUCAAUCUGAGAGAUAAAUCAGAGCUCGGUUUCGAAGAUCUAUCAUUCGAGCUCAGCAAGAUUGGUGUUGAAUGCAUUAAUGAUCCUCUGGAUUACGAUAUGCGGGCCGAUACUGACAUGGAUCAAGUUUUGUCAGUUCUUGACAAAUGCAAAAAACCAUGUUUGGUGUUUUGUCAAGUUGGACUCAGAGCAGCUGCAGUUGGUGUUGCAUUCGCAACGACUAGAAAG